CAUGCGUGACGUCAUGGCGCCCGCGCGGGCCGUCAUGGCGGACGGCGGCGGGCCCGAGGCGGACCCGGAGCCGCUGCGGCUGCGGCGGCUGCGGGGUGAGGGGUACUUCGAGGUGCCGGCGGCGGAGCGGCUGGGAAGAUGCCGAAGCGUGAAGGAGUUCGAGAAGCUGAAUCGGAUCGGAGAGGGCACCUACGGCAUCGUGUACCGGGCCCGGGACACCCUGACAAAUGAGAUCGUGGCACUGAAGAAGGUGCGGAUGGACAAUGAGAAAGAUGGAAUGCCCAUCAGCAGCCUGCGGGAAAUCACCCUGCUUCUGCAGUUUCGGCACCCCAACAUCGUGGAGCUCAAAGAGGUGGUUGUAGGGAACCAUCUGGAGAGUAUAUUCCUGGUGAUGGGGUACUGCGAGCAGGACCUAGCCAGCCUUCUUGAGAACAUGCAGACGCCUUUUUCAGAGGCUCAGGUGAAGUGCAUCAUCCUGCAAGUCCUCAAGGGCCUGCAGUACCUUCAUGAGAACUACGUCAUCCACAGGGAUCUGAAGGUGUCCAACCUGCUCAUGACUGACAAAGGCUGUGUGAAGAUAGCUGAUUUUGGACUGGCACGCACCUAUGGGAUGCCACCAAAGCCCAUGACCCCCAAAGUCGUCACACUGUGGUACCGAGCACCUGAGCUGCUGCUGGGGAUGGCGACCCAGACCACCAGCAUUGACAUGUGGGCUGCGGGCUGCAUCCUCGCCGAGCUGCUGGCGCACAAGCCACUGCUGCCGGGUACCUCUGAGAUCCACCAGAUCGAUCUCAUUGUGCAGCUCCUGGGGACACCCAAUGAAAACAUCUGGCCGGUGAGAGCAGUCCCCUGCUCCCUGCCCUCCCCUGCCCUCCUUCCCUGCCUCCACCUCACAGCCCGACCCGUGCAGGGCUUCUCCAAGCUGCCCCUGGUGAGCCAGUACACGCUGCGGAAGCAGCCCUACAACAACCUCAAGCACAAGUUCCCCUGGCUGUCGGAGGCCGGGCAGCGGCUGCUCAACUUCCUCUUCAUGUAUGAUCCCAAGAAGCGGGGCACAGCAAAGGACUGCCUAGAUAGCUCCUACUUCAAGGAGAAGCCCCUACCCUGCGAGCCAGAGCUCAUGCCCACCUUCCCGCACCACCGCAACAAGCGGGUGGCUGCCACCAAUGCGGGGAUUGAGAGCCAGGCCAAGCGCGGCAAGCCCUGAGCUCUGUCCCAUGGGAGAAGCAUGGCACAUGCCAACUGGGAUGGCUUUCCUCGGCUGAACAGCACCAAGGGCGUCAGCCCUUCCCGGGACGGCUCCCAGUGCGGGGAUGGCCCGGCUGCAGUAGGGAAGCGCUGUACCGGCUCCAGCGCGGAGCAACAAGAGUAGAAGAGAAACGAGGUGCAGGGACCCCCAGGGCUCCACAGGGAGAGGCUGGCGUGGGGCCCUCAGCCAGUGCUGGCCGCGUGGGGUAACCCAAACUUUGCCAUCAAUAAACGCACUUGCCAGCAGCUCGGA
This is a messenger RNA of Strigops habroptila (Kakapo), 1501 nucleotides long. RefSeq names its product cyclin dependent kinase 10 (gene CDK10). Lineage: Eukaryota; Metazoa; Chordata; Aves; Psittaciformes; Psittacidae. The coding region runs from base 2 to 1207 and encodes 401 amino acids. The transcript is spliced from 12 exons. Gene Ontology annotation, biological process: protein phosphorylation; regulation of mitotic cell cycle. Gene Ontology annotation, molecular function: cyclin-dependent protein serine/threonine kinase activity; ATP binding. Gene Ontology annotation, cellular component: nucleus. The record is from RefSeq and is a predicted model, not a curated record.